This is a messenger RNA of Trypanosoma cruzi, 831 nucleotides long. RefSeq names its product mucin-associated surface protein (MASP), putative. Lineage: Eukaryota; Euglenozoa; Kinetoplastea; Trypanosomatida; Trypanosomatidae. The transcript has a single exon. The record is from RefSeq and is a predicted model, not a curated record. Bases 1 to 831 code for a protein of 276 amino acids.
AUGGCGAUGAUGACUGGCCGUGUGCUGCUGGUGUGUGCCCUCUGCGUGCUGUGGUGCGUUGCCGGCGGUGGUGGAUGUUCUGAAACAACUCAAGAACCUUCGGGUGGUGCGUCUCAAGGUGGCAAGAAUACUGACGGUACAAAAAACACCGCUAAUGGCGCUGGAGGAGGUGUCAAAUCCAGUGCGACGGCAAAGUCACAAUUAUCGGCAGAAUCGGUGACAGAAUUAAAGGUAGAGGCAGCGGGAGCAGACACAUCAGCGACACAACAACACGAGAAACAAGCAUCAGAAACGGAAGAAGAAAAGAUGAAAAAAAAGAAUGAAAGAACGGAUGAGAAAGAAAAGAAAGAAUAUGACGAGGAGGAUGAUGAUCAAGAAGAGGAAGAGGAACAUGAAGAUGAAGAAAUAGAUGAAGGUGAAGGUGAUGAGAAGAAAGAAGAGAGUGAGAUGAAAGAAGAAAAAAAAGAUGAGAAGGAGGAAGAGAAAAUCAAAGAAGAUGAUGCCGACGCCAGAAAGGGGAUGUCAGCAGGCGGUGAAGAGCCGCCAAUUAUAUCUUCUGCUGCGGAGGAAGCAGCGAACCAAACAAAUCUCAAAAGCACGCAAACGACUGGAGACGGAGAUUCAACAGCCGAUGUUGCAAAGACAAGAGAAGAAAAACAAAAUGAAAAUAAAGAUGCCAAUCCGAAGGAAACACCGAUAAAAACAACAGCUAUUGCGAACGGUACGGCUCCAACUGGCGACAGUGACGGCAGCACCGCGGUCUCCCACACCACCUCCCCUCUUUUGCUUCUUCUUGUUGUUGCGUGUGCUGCUGCGGUGGUGGUCGCGUGA